UUCCUGCUCUGUAGAUUAUAAGUGGACAGGAGCAACCCGGCUUCCAUUUACAGAAAGGUGGAAAGGGAGGAGAAAGAAACCUAUCGAAUUUGGGGGAGGGCAAAAGCAAUGCUAAGGAUUUCUACUCCACCCUUUAAAAAUGUCUAUUUAAAAGGCAUUUAGUGCAUUAGACUAACAGUUUCACACGCCAAAGGUGGUAAACAUGGCUGAGGAUAAAAAAGCCUUCAUUGAUGAGAUAAAUAAGGUGUUGGCAAAGUCUGAAGGUCUUACCUUGAAGGACCUGCUGUUCUCAUACCAGGGGACCCCAUAUCCUGUUGUAGCGUGCAGCGUGGAGACAUUCCAAGCUCUGGAGAACCUGGAAGCCAGAAGAGAUGAUAUGGUGUUGGUGUCCUACCCAAAAUGCGGUGUGAACUGGCUUAUCCAGAUUUUAAGUGACUUGAUAUUUACAACUAGCCAGAGUAAGCCUGUAAGCAUGGAACUACCAUUUAUUGAAUGUGGAGAUCCAGAUAAAUAUGAGAGGAUGAAGCAGAUUCCAUCUCCAAGGAUUCUGGCAACACAUCUGAAUUAUGAUUGCCUCCCCAAGUCUAUUUUCAAGAACAAAGCCAAGAUACUAGUACUGUUUCGAAACCCUAAAGAUACAGCUGUUUCAUUUUUCCAUUUCCACAACAAUGCACCAAGUGUCCCCAGUUACAGCUCCUGGGAUGAGUUCUUCUCAGAGUUCAUGAAUGGGAAAGUUGGCUGGGGAUCCUAUUUUGAUCAUGCAGUCACCUGGAGCAAACACAUUGAGGAUGAGAAUAUUAUGGUCAUAAUGUAUGAAGACUUGAAAGAGAACCUGACUGCCAGUGUAAAGCAGAUAGCUGAAUUCUUUGGAUUCUCCCCAACGGCAGAGCAGAUCCAGUCCAUUGCGGACAGGGCCACUUUCCAGGCAGUGAAGGAUAAGGCUCAGGAGACUCAUGGUGCUGUUGGCUCCACUCUUUUCCGCAAAGGUGUUGUUGGAGACUGGAAAAAUCUUUUCACUGAAGCUCAGAACCAGGAAAUGGAUGCCAAAUUCAAAGUGUGCUUAGAAGGAACUAAGCUGGGAGCAAAGUUAAAAUAUGACGUGUACUGCAAGGCCUGAGCCUCCUUUAGAAAAACACUCAUGUCCAGGCUGCUUUUCAUUCCCUUUUAUGGAAUAAAAUAGAGGCCAGGACAACAUCUAAUUUAAAAAUCUUGAAAAUCCAUGCAAUUUGCAAACUUGUUUCUGCUGUCUUAACUUACACAAGCAAUCCUUGCUUGUAUAGUUAGUGACUUCACUGGAUUUUCUGAAAUGACCUGUAGUUCUUUGGCCUCACUUGGUUUUAAGCACUGAUUUUUAGCUAUGAUUUCAUGUUACCAGCUAGAAUCCUGUGUGGAAUAUAUAUGUAGUAGUUGAGCCUGCUGAAGCCACUGGAAAUGUAUUCUUAUAUGUUCGAAGUGAUUUUCCAAGAGGUUUUUUAAAACAAUCAUGAGGUGUCAUUUUGAUUCCUAAUUUCUAAGUUCAUAGUAUUUUCAUAGUAUUCGUGUAUUAUUUUAAUUUCGAAGUUCAUAGUGUAAAAUGAAAUUUCAAAAGGUCUUCUUGUAGUUGUCUUUUGCCACUUUCUGUGUGCUGAUAAAUGUGUGAAAAAAAGAAA
Molecule: messenger RNA, 1649 nt
Organism: Columba livia (rock pigeon)
Lineage: Eukaryota; Metazoa; Chordata; Aves; Columbiformes; Columbidae
Gene: SULT6B1
Product: sulfotransferase family 6B member 1
Exons: 7
Coding region: 203-1117 (304 amino acids)
Biological process (GO): sulfation
Cellular component (GO): cytoplasm
Molecular function (GO): sulfotransferase activity
Source: RefSeq, a predicted model, not a curated record